UAGUUUUCUGUCCAACAUAUUCUAAACGAGUCAAUUAAUCACUCCGCUCUCAUCCCUCUCUCUAUGUGCUCAUUCUCCAAGGUUUUGCACCCCACUCUCGGAUCAGAAUUUGCCCAAUUGAAGAAAUAGUAAUAAGAAUAAUUUUACAAUAAUGGUCGAGAAAUCCAAGAUUCGGAAGAAGGGUUCCAUUGGUGAAGAAGACAUCUCUGCUCUCUUGCAAAGGUACUCGGUGAAGACAGUGCUGACAUUACUGCAAGAGGUGGCGAACGUCGCUGGAGAGAAAAUUGACUGGGGUGCGGUUGUGAAGAACACCGCAACUGAAAUUUCCAGUGCGAGGGAGUGUCAGAUGCUGUGGCGACAUCUUGCAUAUGGCCAGACCCUAAUCGAUCAAUUUGACAAUGCUCCAGACCCUAUGGAUGAUGAUAGCGAUUUAGAAUAUGAGCUUGAAGCUUUUCCUGCUAUCACCCGGGAAACUUCAGUGGAGGCUGCAGCAUGUGUUAAAGUAUUAAUUGCUUCUGAUUAUCCAAUAGAUUCCCAUCUUCCAAACAACUUGACUAUUGAAGCACCAUUGACUAUUAAUGUACCAAGGUUCAAGACAUUAACUGCAGCUUCGGAUUGUACACUUGCUAAUGUUAUUCAGGGGACGAAUAUUAGCAUUCCUGUUUCUGUACAAAAGCAACCACUAUCUUCUGGGUCAUCUGGUGAAAAAAGGCCUAAUAAUGGUACAUCAGGAGUUAAUUUGCCUCCUCGAAGAAAAAGAAGGGGUUGGUCUACAGAAGAUGAUGUGAAACUCACUGCUGCGGUGCAAAAAUAUGGAGAACGAAAUUGGGCUGAUAUCGCAAGGGGAGAUUUUGAGAAUGAUAGAAAAGCAUCAGAGCUAUCGCAGAGAUGGGCGAAUCUCAGGAAAAAACAGGGCAAUUUAAAUGUAGUAACUGGUUCACAACUUUCUGAAGCUCAACUCGCUGCUGCUCAUCGGGCCAUGUCCCUAGCCCUAGAUAUGCCAAUGGGCGACAAUUUGAAGGCAGCUCGUCAGAUGAAUUCUGUUGGCACAAAGUCUCAGCCUCAAUCUCAAAAAGCUUCUGCAUCACCACCAGAUCAGCAGUUGGGAAUGGCAGGGCCUUCAAAAUCUCAGGUGCCGAACAAAAGACCGUCAAUGAACCCUACUACUGGUCUGGAUUCAAUGAUCAAAGCUGCUGCAGUUGCUGCAGGGGCCCGCAUAGCUACCGCUACUGAUGCUUCCUCAAUAAUUGAAGCUGCUCGUUCACAGAAUGUUGUCCACAUUAUAACUGGAGGCAGUUCAGUGAUGAAAUCCUCAACUACAAGCACAUCAAAUCAACUGCCAAGCAAUGUGCAUUUUAUUCGCAAUGGCCUCACAAAGUCACCAAUUUCCACUUAUUGUGCUACUCCAAGCUCACGACCGUCUGAAGCUCAGCAAGCACAAGGUAUAUCUAUAAGACCUGCAGAGCCGGCAGUACAGUCCAACCCAGUGGGUAGUGCCCGAGUCCUGAAUGCAUCAUCUACUCCAUCCAUUGGAGUUACUAAAACUGCAGAAGUUGCUGUGGUUUCUACCUCAUCAAGUGAGAUGAAAGAGCUUGUCCAAAGAGACCAAAAUGCUGGUCUAGCUAAUGUAUAUGACUCUGUUCAGGCGGAUCAAAUGUCUGAAAAUCAGUCAGCACCAUUAGGCAGCCAAUCAAAAGAGAAAGUUGAUAUACAUCAGACUUCUACUUCAGGUAAUGUAUUGAGAGGAAACACUGAAGAAAAUCAACCUUCUACUUCCUUACGGAAUCCUAUCAGUCAAACUCAGGAUGAUUGAGUAGCUUUACCACGCACGGAAGUAGAAGAUAAUGGAUUUCAAAUAAAGGUAAGUUGAUUGAUCUCCAGGCAGACAGAAUGCUGAUAAUCAAUGUAGAAGACAAGAAAAUCAUGAGAUUCCAGUCCAAAUGGGAGCAUGAAGAUUUAGCAAGCACGAAUGCAGAUUGAAGUGCUGAAAGCAAUUAUAUAACAAGCUACAACCGGAGAUGGGAAGAGUAGAUAAAGCUCCCUAUGAAAUUUCGUCUUCCCUGUUCUUCAGUAAAUCCCUGCCAUCUUUCCCGGUAUGUAUAUACUUCUGGCGGAAGUUAUACGCUCGUUUGGACGAGGGCCCGGGAUCCUAAAUAGUGAAGUAAGAGAUCCAUUUUCAUGGGUUAAAUCAUUCUGCAGAUUUGUCUACCUGCAGCUGGGAAAGAACAGGAAAGGCACCGAUAACAAGCUCCAAGAAAGUUGGUCUUUGACUACAUUAAGAAUCUUCAUGCUGGUUUCUUAGUUGCAUAGUUGUUUCGCCUCCAGGAGGGGUACAAUAGCUAGACACUCGUAUCCUAGUUGUCCAAAAUGACAUAGACUGUGACAUUUUUGCUGUGGAUUGUUAACAAAGCUAAUUUCAGCAUUAAUUAUGUCAUUGAUCCUUAAGCACCCGAGAAAUCUGAGACAAUGGUCACAGGUCAAACUCUAUUAUUGCAGACCCCGAUUUGAAAAUGGGUUUUCUUUAAGUUGAGAGUUAAAGAAUUUAUCAAGCCAGCCGAAGGUAAACAAUGAGAGCGCAUA
This is a messenger RNA of Sesamum indicum (sesame), 2580 nucleotides long. RefSeq lists its product as uncharacterized. The record is from RefSeq and is a predicted model, not a curated record. NCBI's taxonomy places the organism in Eukaryota, Viridiplantae, Streptophyta, Magnoliopsida, Lamiales, Pedaliaceae.